AUGCGCAGUUUUAUCACAAAUAAAUCGCCACAAUUAUCAAGAUUUAUGUUUAUCGGUUUACUAUGUAUAUUUAUUGCUGGAUAUGCUGAAUCAACUGACCUCAGCCUGGAUUCUGGACUUGACGGAUCUACGAGAAACGAGCUUACCAAUGAAUCCUUGAAGAUUCGUGCUCGUCGUGCAACUGAUGCUGAGUUUUCCAUAAUGCUCGAUCGAAUUCAAAUGAUAUCUCGUAUUGCCACAGGAAUCCAUCUUCGACAUGGUAUUACCAAGGGAACUAUCGAUUCGGAAGAACUGAUAUCUGAAUUUCUCAAUUUCGGAACUACGACUCCUGCUCAAAUCACUGCAAUUUCUGUAGAUAAGUUGAAGGGGAUUGUUGAUGGAAUCAAUAGGCUCCGUGAGCUGAAUGUUGAUGAUAAGAUGAAGCAGCUAGAGGAUCGAGUGACACUUUAUAGUUCAUUUGUUGAAAAAACGAAGGGAAUGGAGAGUGCUAACAUCUUUUCUAACAAAGAUGAAUAUGAGGCUCAAUUGAAACAAUUUCAAGAAAAAGCACAAACACUGAAUUUGCAUCAGCUGGAAAGUUAUUUUUAUACAAAUAUUGAUAUUUUUAUGGCGUCCUUAAAUAUAUUGGAGGCUACAGAUAACGAAAAAGAAGCUGAUGAAGAUUUUAGAGAGGUGAUUCGUCUUAUAAAAGAAUUAAACCGUUCUUACCCAGACUAUAAUCCACUAUUUGAAUUUGAAAAACUUAAUAAUCCUCAAAAUAGUUUUCCACUUCUAUAUCCAGUUUAUGAGACUAUUCAAGAGUAUUCCAAAAUCAGUGAAACACUCGAGACCACGAUAUUAUCUGGUAUUCAAAAGAAUAUUGAUAAUGUUAUCAAAAUAGCCAAGUCAGCUAAAUUGAAUGCAGAAAGUGUUGAACAACUUUCCAAUAUGUUAUUGUCUCGACAUUCCAAAUCAACUAAAGCUUCCAAACACAUAACUGGGUUUUUCAAUGGCGAUUCGGAUAUUUGGAAUAUUUUCGACAACUUGAAAACGGAUUGGAUAAAUAAAACAGUGUAUGGACAAGCGGAACACAUUGGUAAAGCUUUGCAAACACUAAAGACAGUUCAAACCAACGUGCAAGAUUCUAAUGAAUCGAUUAGAAGAGGCGAAAAUGAUAUGCUGAAGGAAAUCACCGAUGUGCAUUCAAAAGUCAUUCGACUAGUGAAGUAUGCUGAAACCGUGGAGCCGUUUAUUGGAAGCAUCGAAGCAAUUGAUAUACCUCAAGUGAACAAAGAUGUGAAGAUCUCUGAGAUGGACAUAAUGGAAUCUUUGCUACACAACAUGACAUUGCUGUCGUCCAAAAUAUCAACGCUGAAAGAAUUGUAUAAACUGAUGAAUACUUUGAAAAUCGAGGAAAACCAGAAAAAGUUAGCUGAAAUGGUCAGAAUUGCUAGUGUUACUGGAGACAAGCUCAAGUUGUACCGAGGAAGUCAAGAAUUCAAGGAUAUUCACUAAUUGCUUCUACCAAUGCAUGACGCGUAUAACAUUUUAAGAGAACCAACAGUCAUGGAAACUAUUGACGCUCUUUCAUCAAAAAUUCCAAAAAUUCGGCUCAAAUAGAAGUCAAUUCCCUGUCAGAAUUCAAAGAUAUUGGAAGGAAUUCUCAAGUGAUUGGAACAGCAACACGUGGAAUACUCAACAUGCAGAAAUUGAUGAAUGCGACUAUCGAUUUUCAGGCCUUUGAAGAUAUGAAAUAUCUGACAAAAAAAGAAAUUUUAGAACUUGAAAAGAAGAUGAGUUCUCAGGAUGUCAGAAAUUUGAAAUCUUUGGCUGGGAUUGGAGGCGAAUUGAGAACGCCAACUUAUUAGAUUAUGGUGGAGUUUUUAUACAAGCAACAAAGAUCAAAGGAAUUGCAAUUGAUUGCCCGGCAUUUAUUGCUUCAUUGGAAAAGCUGAAAAAUAUUCUAGCAUCUUGGUUUUUUUCAAAACUCUCCAUAGAUCAAUUGGAUAAAAUUAUGAUCAGUCUUGAAUUUCACCUUGAUUUCUCCAAGUUCUCAAAGGCGCUCAAUGGCUCAGCCGAAUCGUUGCAAGCACUUGAAAUGCAUUUUGCCAAGUAUAAGGACACAUUGAAAAAAGCUAAAAAUGGAACGGCUUCAUCAUUUUCGCAACCUCAAAGCGGAGCAGGUUUUAUGGAAAAAGGCUCUCCUUAUUCCUACAUUGGUUUAUCGAUGAUAGUCUUUAUUAUUGUAUGUGUAAUUCUGUUUGUGGCAUGGAAAGUUUACGACGCUUCAUCUGAUGAUAAGAAGAUAGAAGAAAAAUCCAAAUCUCAUUCGUCUAAGUAAAAUAUUAUUCAAGGAUAUUUCAAAAAAAGGAUCGGAUUUAAUGAUUAUUAUAGAACUAUUUCAAUUGGUUUCUUUGUAA
Messenger RNA from Caenorhabditis elegans, 2399 nucleotides. NCBI's taxonomy places the organism in Eukaryota, Metazoa, Nematoda, Chromadorea, Rhabditida, Rhabditidae. The record is from the annotation of a RefSeq genome assembly.